CUCUAUCUGUCAUGGCGCGCAGUUGAUAAAUUUCGAUUUUGAGUGUGCGGUGUUUCCUACCUCGACAAAGUUUAAAAAAUAUCCAUUAGCUAUUACCAGUAAUAUAAGUUCAUUUUAUUGCAAUAGAAUUUUUUUCGAUAUACACCGAAGCUAAAAGCUUUUACCAUGAGUUAUAGAGACACGUAUUCACUCUUUCCGAGAUCUCAUUCUUACUGUGCGGCUAAUGAGCAGCGCGUAGGAACCUACCUACGGACAUUAAUGAGCUUCGGCUCGUCGCCGUCGUCAGUGCUGAGCUCGCUAUCGACGUUCCGUUCGCGGCCAUUCGCGGACAUCACGUACAACCCCACGCCUGAUGUUAACGAAGUGUAUCCGGGACUGUAUGUCGGAGAUGCAGUCGCAGCAAAGGACAAAGCGUUUUUGAGGAGGAUGGGUAUUAACUACGUCCUGAACACAGCUGAGGGCAAGCGCUACACCCAAGUCGACACAGACCAUUUGUACUACCGGGACUGCCCGGGCCUGCGGUACAAAGGCUUCCAACUGAUGGAUCUUCCCACUACCGACAUAUCGAAGUAUUUCCACAUAGCUGCUAAUUUCAUCGACGAGGGCAUUUCUAGCGGAGGUCGCGUGCUGGUGCACUGCCUGAUGGGCGUGUCGCGGUCGGCGACGUGCGCGCUGGCGUUCCUGAUGAUCAAGCGCGGCAUGUCGCUGACGGAAGCGCUGGGCACGGUGCGCGCGCGCCGCGACAUCCACCCCAACGAGGGCUUCCUGCGCCAGCUGCAGCAGCUCGACCGGGAGCUGCGCGUCACGCGCGUCCGCUGACCCUACACCCCCUCCCAGCCUCUGUUCAACUAUCCGUUCGAGUUUGGAUACGGACGGCGCGUACGAAGCCUUGACAGAGCUCACAGUUACCGUUACUAAUACUUACCGUUCAAAUUGAUUUUAAACUAAGCUCAAUUUACGUCCUUUCUUCGAUUUUAAUGUUGCCAUGUUGAAGUGUUCGACGUAUAUGAGCAUCAUUCGGAAUUAUUUUUUGGUUAUUAAAUUUUAAAAUGUUUUAUAAUAGGCUAUAUUUUUGUGCCACAAAGUUGAACGAGCUGUAGUCAUGGUCGGAGGCUGGUGUUUAUAAUAUUAUAUGUAUGAUGUAAAAUGAUAUAACCGUUUUCGAAAAUGAAUAUUAAAAUGUAUAACAUGAAUUAAAUUCUAUAGGUGUUGUUGAAACGUAACAAGUUUUACGAUUUGAAAUAUAGAAAUAAUGAUAUUUAUUAUUAUAGUGUUAAGUUGUACGAUCAAAACGUCCAACUACAUUGAAAUGCCUAAUCAGCAAUGUCUUGGACUCCUGGCAGGACACUUAAUGUGCUCUCAAAUGUCCAUUCUUAAAUUAAGGAUUGUUUUGACAUCGAAGACUAAAUUAAAAUAAUUCUAAUAUAAUAAAACGAAAUUUUCCGUCACAGUACUUCAUUUCACAGUUAAAAACCUAAAAUCAGAUAGUGUGGAGAUGUUUCGAGGUCUAGAUUUUAAGUUUUCAAUUGUCAUUGUUAAUGACUUGUUGGACGUUUCGAUGGUUAAACAUCAUUAAUUGCUAUGAAUAACAUGUAAUGCUGUUAUCAUUAAGUAAAUAGUUAUUGAAAUCUUAAACUAAGUACCUAUAAGGUCUAUAAGUUAAAGACUCACGAAACUUACAUUAUAACUAAACAUGCUAGUAUUUCUGUGAUCAUCGUAUUAUUUUUUAUCAACAUACGAAAUAUUAGAUAUACUUUAACAUUUAGUUAUAUUCGCGCGUGCCAUCAUGUUUCCAUAUAGCGAACAAUUGCUGUUAUUAUUUAUAAUAUGUAAAUUUCGUAACAUAGAUUAAGAACUAUCAAUAGGUCCAAUGUAUGUUACAAACUUAAUAGUGUAUCAUCAAAGUGUAUUUAACUAAAGUACAAUUAUGUAGCCUUACUGUCAUGUGAUUGUCAUGUUGCAAUAACGUCGGUGUCACGGCGAUCUGUGGUGGAUAGUGUUAAGUUUUUCUUCAAGACUGGCAAACGCGUUGAGUGAUGGCUUAUUCAUAGUAGUGGUAUUUAGCUUAGCAUUUGUGUCAUUACCUUGCAGCAGGUGUCACGGCGCGUGCGCACAUUGUCGCCCGCCGACGACGCGCACUAGUUGCCAACUCGCGUGACAUUUGGCUGCACAUGUGUGUCACUAUCAAAUGUCUAUUUUUAAUUCAAACUUUUGGGAUUUCAAAAUGGAGUUUUAGUUUUGGAGUUUUUUUGUAUUACCUGAUUUUGUGUAUAUUAUUAUUAUCCAUUGAUAAAUAUCGAUAAACUUUAGAUGCGACCUGAAUCUUGUGUAAUAAAAUUUAUACACAAUAUGUAUGUGACACCGUAACGAUGCCUGUCGAUGAAACGAUUUAUCUAACUGUCAAAGUUAAAGAAAGAUGAGUUAAUAAUUAUACUCAUUUAUAACACACGUUCGCCUUUGUAGUGCAGUUGAAGAGCCGGCUACGAAACAAAGCAAAGGUUCGAAACUCGAAUAAAGAAAAUUAGCUUAAAUGUAAACAGUACUGAGUUAUGUCUGAAUGUUAUGGUCUGUGAUUCUCAAUUCUCAUUAUAUCAAGACUUAUAUCAGUGUUAUGUAAGGAAUGUGUGUGACACAGUUAGAUAAAUUAGUUUAAAUAAUGUUAUGUAAAAUGAACAUUGCGUUACUAAUCACGAGACCCGCAUCUGGUAGCUCAUUAUAAACAUUUUACAAAAUACUUUUUAAAUGAAAAAUUAAUUUAAAUGAACAGCUGAUUUUCCCAGUAGGUACUCUAAAAUAUUGUCUUGACUUAUUCAACGCGACAUAAAAUCCUUUAUAAGAAGAUUAGAAUUCCAUCGAAAAAUAUCAGUUCUCGUUACGAUGUCACAUCACUCAUUAUUUAUUUUUGUAAUGAUUUAUAUAAUUGGUAUUUUUGUUGACUAAAAGUUUCGAUGACGAUGAGGAUAGUAGGCAUGUGACUCUUGAACUAGUCACUGUUUGUGUGCAAGUAUUUAUAAAUGAAAUGCACCAAAGAAAUCAAAUGUGAUAUGAAAUGUGAGGAAAGAUUAAUCAUAUAUUUUUUACUUGAUACCACUCGAAAAUUAUUUUUGCGUAAAUCGUAGCCUUGCUAGAAACUAUUAGUAUUGUAUUCAUUAUGAUAAUGAGCAACAUAGUAUCAUUAAUAGUUUGACCUGGAAAACAUACACCACCAUGACAUACCUUUUAUUUUCAGAUUUUAAAGUACAA
Molecule: messenger RNA, 3243 nt
Organism: Manduca sexta (tobacco hornworm)
Lineage: Eukaryota; Metazoa; Arthropoda; Insecta; Lepidoptera; Sphingidae
Product: dual specificity protein phosphatase 13
Exons: 5
Coding region: 166-819 (217 amino acids)
Biological process (GO): negative regulation of MAPK cascade; protein dephosphorylation
Cellular component (GO): cytoplasm
Molecular function (GO): protein tyrosine/serine/threonine phosphatase activity; MAP kinase phosphatase activity
Source: RefSeq, a predicted model, not a curated record